UAAAACUAUACUAUAAUAGCAUAACAUAUGGGUCUAACCUAAGUUACGGCGACAGAGACACCAUGGAAAGGAGCAACAACGACGACGCAUCAGAAAUCAAGAAAGUGGAAUUCGAUGCUUCGGAGAUUGAAUACGUCAAUUACGGCGGCGAGCAUCACCUACCUCUUGUCAUAAACCUGGUCAACCAAGAACUCAGCGAACCUUACUCCAUCUUCAUGUACCGUUACUUCGUCUAUCUCUGGCCUCAUGUUUCUUUCCUGGCGUUCCACAAAGGUAAAUAUGUGGGCACGGUGGUUUGUAAGAUAGGGGAACAUCGUAACACUUUCAGAGGGUAUAUUGCUAUGCUCGUUGUGAUCAAGCCUUAUAGAGGAAGAGGCAUUGACUGUGGGUGA
Gastrolobium bilobum is the source of this 392-nucleotide messenger RNA. RefSeq names its product N-alpha-acetyltransferase MAK3-like. The transcript is spliced from 3 exons. Gene Ontology annotation, biological process: N-terminal peptidyl-methionine acetylation. Gene Ontology annotation, cellular component: NatC complex. The coding region runs from base 63 to 392 and encodes 109 amino acids. Gene Ontology annotation, molecular function: protein-N-terminal amino-acid acetyltransferase activity. NCBI's taxonomy places the organism in Eukaryota, Viridiplantae, Streptophyta, Magnoliopsida, Fabales, Fabaceae. The record is from RefSeq and is a predicted model, not a curated record.